Messenger RNA from Marasmius oreades (fairy-ring Marasmius), 300 nucleotides. RefSeq lists its product as uncharacterized. NCBI's taxonomy places the organism in Eukaryota, Fungi, Basidiomycota, Agaricomycetes, Agaricales, Marasmiaceae. The coding region runs from base 1 to 300 and encodes 99 amino acids. The transcript has 2 exons. The record is from RefSeq and is a predicted model, not a curated record.
AUGAAUUCCUGGAUCACUUUGGACAAAACAGUGGAUAUGUUUGAGUUGAGGCUGAUGCACAGGACUGAGGCAUGGAACCCCCACAAGUUGAAACAAUGUCAUCUGUCCCAACCAAACACUGAGUCUACACAAACUUUUGAAGAUCAUACUAAUCACCUGACUCAGUUGAUUAAUCAACACCUACCGCAACUUGAAGAUGACAAUAACGACAAUGACGCUGUACGGGACCUCAGCAAUCUUUUUGACUUCACCAAACCAUUCUGGGUCAACAAAUGGGAGAACAAUGCUCAAAGGUCUUGA